AUGUCGUUUCCUCCUCACGACAUUUCUGCGAACUUCCAUUUCCCCAAAGAAGAGGAGAAAGUGCUAGCAUUCUGGCGGGAGAUCGAUGCGUUCCGGACGCAGCUUAAGUUGAGUGAGCAGAGGCCGCCGUAUUCGUUUUAUGAUGGACCGCCGUUUGCGACGGGUUUGCCGCAUUAUGGGCAUUUGCUUGCUGGGACUAUCAAGGCGAUGGACAUCGUAACUCGACACGCAACCGCAUCCGGGUUCUACGUUGAGCGCCGAUUCGGAUGGGACACGCACGGUCUACCCGUCGAGCACGAGAUCGACAAGAAACUCGGUAUCCGAGGGAAAGAAGACGUACUUGCCAUGGGUAUCCCAGCAUACAACGCCGAAUGUCGAGCCAUCGUCCUCCGCUACGCCAACGAAUGGCAAAAGACCGUCGAGCGCAUGGCUCGAUGGAUUGACUUUGACCAUGGUUAUAGAACGCUAGAUACAUCGUAUAUGGAAAGUAUCUGGUGGGCGUUUGCGAAGUUGUAUGAUAAGGGUUUGGUGUAUCGUGGGUUGAGGGUGAUGCCGUAUUCGACGGGGUGUACGACUCCGUUGAGUAAUUUUGAGGCGCAGGAGGAUUAUAGAGAGGUGCAGGACCCGGCGGUGACGGUUGCGUUCCCGCUUGUGGAUGACCCGACGACGAGCCUUUUGGCGUGGACGACGACGCCGUGGACGUUACCCAGUAACCUUGCGCUUUGUGUGCACCCUGCGUAUAAGUAUGUUAAGAUAUUUGACGAGGCACACCAGCAGAACUUUAUCCUGCAUGAGGCUCUUCUCAAGACAUUGUAUAAAGACCCCAAGAAGGCGAAAUUCAAGAAAGUCGGCGAGUUUGUUGGAGCGGAUAUGAAGGAUUGGAGAUAUGUUCCUAUGUUUGAAUACUUCACAGACAAGUAUGAAGAUAAGGCAUUCAGAGUGCUCAACGACGAAUACGUCACUGCAGAAGACGGUACCGGUAUCGUACACCAAGCACCCGCGUUCGGUGAUGAUGACCACCGUAUUGCAAUGGCAAAUGGUAUUGUGCAGCCUGAUGAGAUGCCGCCUUGUCCUAUAGAUGAUAUUGGGCGCUUCACGAAAGAAGUAUCUGACUUCCAGGGCAUAUAUGUCAAGGACGCGGAUAAGGAGAUCAUCAAGGCCUUGAAAGCGAAGGGUCGACUGCUCGGACACACUACGCAUAGGCAUACGUAUCCAUUUUGUUGGAGAUCGAAAACUCCUCUUUUGUACCGUGCUAUUCCUGUGUGGUUUGUUCGCGUUCAAGGCGCGGUUGAUCAGCUGGUAGCAAACAAUAAAGAGACUCGAUGGGUUCCAGCAUAUGUCGGUGAAGGGCGCUUCGGAAAUUGGAUUGCAAACGCUCGUGACUGGAACGUAUCCCGGAAUCGUUAUUGGGGUACUCCAAUUCCACUUUGGGUCUCGGAGGAUUACGAGGAAGUCGUCACAGUUGGUUCGAUUGCACAACUCGAGGAACUGUCUGGUGUAGCAGGUAUCACAGAUUUGCACCGAGACAAGAUCGACCAUAUUACGAUACCCUCAAAGCAAGGCAAGGGAGACCUCAAACGUGUCGAAGAAGUCUUCGACUGCUGGUUUGAGUCUGGAAGCAUGCCUUAUGCUCAACAGCACUAUCCCUUCGAAAACAAGGAAAAGUUUGAACGUACCUUCCCUGCAGAUUUUGUCAGUGAAGGUAUUGACCAAACACGUGGAUGGUUCUAUACGCUUCUCGUGCUUUCAACGCUACUUUUCGGACAAGCACCAUGGAAGAAUUUGAUCACUACCGGGCUUGUCCUUGCCGAGGACGGGAAAAAAAUGAGCAAAAGUUUGAAGAACUAUCCUGACCCUACGGAUAUCAUUGAUCGUUAUGGUGCGGACGCGACGAGGAUGUACCUCGUAAACUCUCCGGUCACCCGCGCGGAGAACCUACGCUUCCGCGAAGCAGGCGUCCGCGAAGUCAUCUCGCGUGUUUUCCUUCCCUGGCUAAAUGCCUUCCGAUUCUUCCUCGGGCAGGUCGCACUACACAAGAAAACAAGUGGAUUGGAAUUCAAGUAUGAUCCGCAUGCGCCGGUGUCUGCGAACGUUAUGGACCGAUGGAUCCUCGCGCGGUGUCAGUCUUUGAUUAAACUUGUGCGUCAGGAGAUGGCGGCAUAUAGACUUUAUACGAUUGUCCCGAGGUUGUUGGAUUUGGUUGAUGAGUUGACGAAUUGGUAUGUCCGGUUUAAUAGACGGAGGUUAAAGGGUGAGGAUGGGCAGGAGGAUACGAUUGCGGCUUUGAAUACGCUGUUUGAGACGCUUUUUACACUAUGUCGGACGAUGUCUUCUUACACGCCGUUCUUGACUGAGAACAUCUAUCAGUCACUUCGACCCUUCAUCCCUUCUGAGCCGAAAGAAGAUACGCGGUCUAUCCAUUUCCUGUCAUUCCCUGAGGUCAAGGAAGAGUACUUCGAUGAAACUAUUGAGCGUCAAGUCAAGCGGAUGCAGAUAAUCAUUGAAUUGACACGGGCCAUUCGUGAUAGAUACACGCUUUCCUUAAAGACACCUCUGAAAGAACUCGUCAUCUUCCACUCCGACGAACGAUACCUGGCAGAUGUGAAACCUUUACAACGGUACAUCGAGUCAGAGCUGAACGUUCGGGACAUCGAGUUCACCUCUGACGAGACGCGGGCGGGAGUCAAGUUCCGCGCGGUGGCAGAUUGGGCUGUGUUGGGGAAGAAACUGCGAAAGGACCUCGCGCGCGUGAAGAACGCACUUCCAUCUGUGUCCAGUGAUGCAGUCAAAACGUACACUGAAACGGGAAAACUGACUGUGGAUGGUAUCGAGCUGGUUGCGGGAGACUUGACUGUCCAGCGUUAUGUGGAGAAGGAGGACGAUCAAGAGGAGACGUAUGGUUCGAAUUCGGAUAAUGAUGUGGUUGUGCUGUUGGAUGUGAAGGUACAUCCUGAACUCCAGGGCGAGUGGUUGGCGCGUGAACUCGUUAAUCGCGUACAGAAGUUGCGCAAGAAGGCCGGGCUGCAGGCAACGGACGACGUUGAUGUGUUCUAUACCUUCCAGGAUGACACUGGCAAGGAUAUCUUAGACGCACUAGAGGGACACGGAGAGUAUAUUCAAAGGCUGGUUCGCAGCGUACCGAGGGAUGUAAAGGCGAGGGGUGCGGGAAAGAAGUCACUCAUUGAAGAAGAGCAGGAGAUUGCGGAUACGAAGUUCAUGUUGUCUUUAGUGUGGCCGUAA
Messenger RNA from Fomitiporia mediterranea MF3/22, 3240 nucleotides. Its product is annotated as isoleucine-tRNA ligase. Gene Ontology annotation, molecular function: aminoacyl-tRNA deacylase activity; ATP binding; tRNA binding. The record is from RefSeq and is a predicted model, not a curated record. Bases 1 to 3240 code for a protein of 1079 amino acids. Gene Ontology annotation, biological process: isoleucyl-tRNA aminoacylation. The transcript is spliced from 13 exons. Lineage: Eukaryota; Fungi; Basidiomycota; Agaricomycetes; Hymenochaetales; Hymenochaetaceae.